CCCAACGGACCUGCAAGGUCGAUCGUCAUCGGACAAUGGCACAACCGGAGAUAAACAUCGAGUACGAUCACAUCAAAGGCGGUAGUGGACGACGAUAUGCGCAAUGGCAAAAUGCUUCUCCAACCCAACAUUCCGCGGCAACGGUUCCCUCACGAGAGACAAACAGGGGGCAAGCGCACAAGCUACAGCUAUCACCGCUGUAGCCCAAAGCUCGACACUCGAUGACAUCGGAAUCGCGAUGUUCACUGACGCAUCAUGGCCCCCUCCUUUCCUGCGUUUGCCGAUGGAGAUCAAGCUCAUGGUUUACCGGAAUGCCUGGACAGUCGACCCUGGAGAAGACAAGUACCUGCGGGCUUGUUAUCAGCAUGGUACUAUGUAUAAGUACCAUCUACUACACACAUAUUUGAAAAACCAGCGCAACCCGACUCCACCGACCACACCGCUGGACGGGAGAUCGACACAACCUAAACUCACCUUGCACUCACCCGUGGAAUCAUCCAUCAUGUCGGCUGAACGUACGCCACCGACAGAGAAAGAGCUGCACGCGAGGAUGAUCGAAGCCCUCAUUACCGCCCAGCACGAAGUGGGGCCAACUUGGCAACGUCAACCAUCGUUCAUCCGCACCGACAAGCCGAAAGGAAAGAACGCGGACAUCCUCCAUUGGGUUCCAUCUGCAAGGAAAUCCGGAGGGACGCCUACCAGGAGUACUUUUCCCGGAGUCAGUUCCAUAUCCAGUCUUGGCAUGAGUCUCACAGGAACUUAUCGUAGUCCGAAAAUCGCGAUGCUACGCCAAGCGUAGCAUUCGUAGCCGAUCCCACAUAAAUGGCCGGGCGGGCAUCCUGCUUCUCCAAAAUCAAAAGGUAGAUAGCCCACUCGCGUGGGCUAUAAUGAUGGAGAAUAGGGAGGCUUUUCAGCUCAUCUAUGAUCGGAGGAUUGCGGCGAGAA
This is a messenger RNA of Neurospora tetraspora, 945 nucleotides long. RefSeq lists its product as uncharacterized. The transcript has a single exon. Bases 104 to 799 code for a protein of 231 amino acids. NCBI's taxonomy places the organism in Eukaryota, Fungi, Ascomycota, Sordariomycetes, Sordariales, Sordariaceae. The record is from RefSeq and is a predicted model, not a curated record.